AGGGGCCCGCGUCUCGCCGGCGUGACGCACUUCCGGGGCGCUGCAGGCGGCAAGAUGGCGGCUCCCAUGGAAGUGGCCGUGUGUACGGACUCGGCGGCCCCGCUGUGGAGCUGCGUGGUGUGGGAGCUGCAUUCGGGCGCCAAUCUGCUCACGUACCGCGGCGGCCAGGCCGGACCGCGCGGCCUGGCGCUGCUCAAUGGCGAGUACCUGCUGGCGGCGCAGCUGGGCAAGAACUACAUCAGCGCCUGGGAGCUGCAGCGGAAGGACCAGCUCCAGCAGAAGAUCAUGUGCCCUGGGCCUGUCACCUGUCUGACCACAUCACCCAAUGGCCUCUAUGUCCUGGCAGGGAUUGCAGAGAGCAUAUACCUGUGGGAGGUCUCCACGGGAAGCCUCCUGGUCAUCCUGAGCCGCCACUACCAGGACGUGUCGUGCCUGCAGUUCACGGGGGACAGCAGCCACUUCCUGUCGGGGGGCAAGGACUGCCUGGUGCUGGUGUGGGGCCUGUGCAGCGUGCUGCAGGUGGACCCCACCAGGACCCCAUCCCCCCGGCACGUCUGGUCUCGCCACACCCUCCCCAUCACAGACCUGCACUGUGGCUUUGGGGGGCCCCUGGCCCGGGUGGCCACCUCCUCCCUGGACCAGACAGUGAAGCUGUGGGAGGUCUCAUCGGGCGAGCUGCUCCUGUCCGUGCUCUUUGAUGUGGGCAUCAUGGCCGUGACCAUGGACCUGGCCGAGCACCACCUCUUCUGUGGAGGCAGCGACGGCGCCAUCUUCCAGGUGGACCUCUGCACCUGGCCUGGGCAGAGAGAGAAGAGCUUCCAGCCAGAGCGGGACAGCGGCAAGGUGUUCAGAGGCCACAGGAACCAGGUGACCUGCCUGUCCGUGUCUUCCGACGGCAGCGUGCUGCUCUCGGGCUCCCACGACGAGACCGUGCGUCUCUGGGACGUCCAGAGUAAGCAGUGCGUCAGGACGGUCACCCUCAAAGGCCCCGUGACCAAUGCCUCCAUCAUGCUGGCACCCGUCAGCAUGCUGAGCUCAGACUUCAGGCCCGGCCUGCCCCUGCCCCAUUUCAACAAGCACCUUCUGGGCGCCGAGCACGGGGAUGAGCCGCACCGCGGGGGCUUCACGCUGCGCCUGGGUCUCCACCAGCAGGGUUCGGAGCCCAGCCACCUGGAGAGGGCAGAGCAGUUGCUCGGGGUGAUGAGCAGCACAAUGGAGAAGAGCGUCCUGGGCGGCCAGGACCAGCUGCGGAUCCGCGUGGCCGAGCUGGAGGACGAGGUGCGGAAUCUGCGCAAGGUCAACCGCGACCUGUUCGACUUCUCCACGCGCAUCAUCACCCGGCCUGCCAAGUGAGCCCGGCCUGCGGCCUGGCGGCCCCUGCGUCCCCCACCCCUGCACGGAGACCUGCUGGGAGCUUUCAGCCCCACAAGCACUUGUUUCUCCAGGCGUUGGGCCACUGGUGUUUCCUGUGGCCUCUUGGUGCUGUUUCGUUUUUAACAAAAGAACUAAAAGCCCCUUUUCUCUG
Molecule: messenger RNA, 1525 nt
Organism: Mirounga angustirostris (Northern elephant seal)
Lineage: Eukaryota; Metazoa; Chordata; Mammalia; Carnivora; Phocidae
Gene: WDR18
Product: WD repeat domain 18
Exons: 10
Coding region: 55-1353 (432 amino acids)
Biological process (GO): rRNA processing; DNA-templated DNA replication
Cellular component (GO): nuclear pre-replicative complex
Molecular function (GO): protein binding
Source: RefSeq, a predicted model, not a curated record